AGAGAAGACGAGCCCCUGUAGUUCGCGGCCGCGAGUUUGCAGCGGGUGGGUUGCAUGCUCUGCUCGCUUGCACGCCUCGUUUUUCUUGCAAGCGGAGCCUUUUGCAGGACUCCGGGCUCUUGCAGGAGGCUCUAUCCCACUAAGAAACCUAUAUUGGGGCCGGGGUCGUCUCUUCCCGCCCCUUCCCCAGCAACGCUGCUUGCAUUUGGGGGCCACCAGCCGGUUCAAUUCCCUGCGCGAGAAAGACGGGCUGGCGUUCAGACGAUCGGGGCGGACGCGUGUCUGCCAUUAAACACGGAGUAUCAACGUAGCAGUGGGGGAACUUUAGUUUUUAAAAAGUUUUUAAAAGUUCCCGCACUGGAGCAGCUAAGGAGGUUCUCUAUAAGACUGUGAAUAUUAAGCUUUGUUUUCUGGGGCUUCGCCUCCUUUUGUUUUUGCAAGAACAGCCCGCGAGGCUCCUUGCUCCCCAUGGAUGCAAAAUGUUCCCAGCUUUUGCCUUCCGUUUGCGCCGUCCUGGCCGAUCCUGGGCACCUCGUGGCGGACGACACUUGUCUGGAAAAACUGCUGGACUGGUUUAAGGCUCUGGCCAGCAGCGCUGGGCCUAGUUUGCUGGUGUUAAAAGAGAACCCGUGUCUGAUCGAGUUGAUCCUUGUGGUGCUGAAACAAGGGGAACCAGAUCCUGUCCUCCUGUCUUUUGUCCUGAGGCUCACGGGGAUCUUUGCAGCUUCCGAAAGCAGCUUCCAGUAUCUGCAGCAACGGGAGGUGGUGUUUGGAGCCUUCGGAGAAGCAGGUCCCCUGGGCAGCCCUCUCUGGGAGGACAUGACCAUUCGGAGCGGCUGGGUGCAAGGCGCCUACGUCAUGCUACAACAUUACAGCACCUUCCAGUUCCUCUGCAACUCUGGAGCUCUGGAUGUGAUCUUCACUCUUCAAGGAGACCCCAGCCUCUUCAUCGCCGCGGGAGCCAACCGGCUUCUUGCCCGCCUGCUCAUUUUCUCCGUGGAGUCCGAACCGUCUCGUCUUCUCAGUUCCAAAGACUGCGAUUGGCCGGCUUGUGCUCGGAUGAUGGUCGCCCGUGUUGAGGAGGCUCUGAUGUCCCGCUCUACGUCUCGGAUCAAGCACUCCCUGAAGCUCUUAAUAAUGUUAUUCGAACACAACCAGGAUGCCUGGACUGAAAUCUUGUGGUCACGCAUAGCAGAAACAGUGGAAGCUGUCCUGAUGGAAGAGCCCAUCCAAGCCGGACCCUGGUUGGUUGAUUUGUUCCUUAGCAUGGCAAGGUCUCCUGCAUUUCGCUCUCAUGAAUGCAGCCUUUGGAAGCAGGUGGCCCUCGCCCUGAAGAAUAUCAGCCUGGCUCAAGCCGGCCCUCUGGCACAUGGACUUUUGAAGCUCGAGGCAUGCCCGCAGGCCGUCAGAGCCCAGAGUCUGGCUGUUUUGCUCCAGCCUAUGGACUGCAUCUUGCGAGCCACUUCGCAUCACUUAGCCACCUCCCCGAAUGCUUCCUCUGUAGAUACUCUUCUCUCUACCAGUCUCUUGUGUCAGACGAUGGCUCAUCUCGAGGAGAUCCAGGAGACGGCGUGCUUGGCGGUGGACUUUCCCCAUAAGCCUUUGCUAUGCUCCGUGGUGACCGUACUACAGUUUUGCGCCGGCCAGGCUGUGUCGUCCUCCUCCUUUGGCUCUACACUAGGCCACCUCUUGAUUGGCAGCUUUCGAGUCCAGAGGGCAGCCCUCAGCCUCCUGGGAGCACUCUCGCGAUGGGCUGCGUCCGUUCACGACGAAGAAAGGCUGCAAGUGUUUGACGUUCUCCUGACAUACUUACGGAGUCCCGACAGCAGUCCAGUGAUUUUGAAGAAAGCCCUUCAAGGAACCCUAAAGUGGCUUCUGGGUGCCUUGCAACCUUCCGUCUCCCUUGCCGAUUUCCAGCAACACCGAAAGUUUCUCAGAGGUGUAAAUAGCGGGACUAGACGAGACACACACGAGCUUGGGCUAACUGAUACACUGCAGGUGUUACGGAAACAUCUGUGCAGUCCAAGCUGGGAAGUACGCGAUUCCUCCCUGGAGUUUCUCAGCCUGGCGAUGAAGCGUUUGAGAGGGCUAGACUGGUUUUGGCAAGAGCUGCUCUCUUCGGAGUUGCCCAUCCUUUUGGAAGGUCUCCUGAAUGACCCCGAGAGCUACGUGCGUGCCAGCGCCGUGAAAACCUGGGGCCGUUUCUCCCUCAUGGCCCACUCUGGUCCAGAAGCGCCUCUUGUCAAAAGGAACGAGAACACCAAAGAGAUCUGCGUCGGGGCCGCUCGCUUGCUGGAAAUCCUGUCUUCGGAUGCCGAAGGUUUUCCUCGCCGAGCUGCCGUCGGCAUCUUUAUUGACUGGCUGAAGGAAGGACACCCUGAGGCCCGGGAGGACCCCGCCGAGUUCGUUUCCCGAGCUCUUCAAGCUGUGGAUGGAGACUUAGACUGGGAAGUCAAAAUUAAUGCUCUGGAACUGGCGGGAGUUUUCAUCGCCCAGACUUUUGGCCGGUUCGGACUCGGGGAGAGCUCUGCUUCGUCUGGUUCUUCACUUGGCAAGACGCCGGCGCAUCUCGCCGACGUGCUGCAGCUCUUCUGCCAAAUGCAAAUGCUUGGCUUCCUUUUCAGAGGCCUUCAGGACUGCGACAGGCCCGUGGCGCUCAAGGCCUGCGAGGUCCUUUUGGCUCUGAAAUCCGCUCUUGGCAAACACCCGUUAAAAUCAUCGCCAUCGGGAGAUGCUGCCGCGCUAAAGGAAGUUCCUACAGAGACACCCUUCUGCUCUCUUUGGAGCCUUCCUGCCGGGGCCGCCGCCACCGAAAAGGAUUGCCAGGAUCCAGAAAGGCUGCGCCUGAUCCUAGAAUCUACGGACCUGGAGGGUUUGCGAAGGGCUCUGGAUGUGAGCAGCGAUCACCUGGAGAGGAAUCCCCAGUCUCUCCUGCAGGAUAUCCUGGCUGCUGCAGGGAACGCGGAAGAGAACAAAGUAGAUUGCUACUGAAUGGAUGGGCUGGAGUUCGCCGGCCAGCUUGGAAAAAGGGGCCAACUGUAAGAACUGAACGACUGCAAGCAGGCUGCUUUUUCCAGGCACCUCCAGAAAGUGGGCCUGGUGGAGCGAAUUAAAACUGAAAACUCACAUACAGGAAGAAUAAACACCAAAAGAAGAGCUAAUGGACAUUUGCACCAAAGUGCAAAACUCACACAAACUUGGGGUGAACGCAAGGGAUAAAAAUAAAUAAAAUAAAUACCCAAUA
Molecule: messenger RNA, 3244 nt
Organism: Ahaetulla prasina
Lineage: Eukaryota; Metazoa; Chordata; Lepidosauria; Squamata; Colubridae
Gene: BRAT1
Product: BRCA1 associated ATM activator 1
Exons: 13
Coding region: 469-2991 (840 amino acids)
Biological process (GO): DNA damage response; cell population proliferation; positive regulation of protein phosphorylation
Cellular component (GO): nucleus
Source: RefSeq, a predicted model, not a curated record